Clunio marinus is the source of this 480-nucleotide messenger RNA. Lineage: Eukaryota; Metazoa; Arthropoda; Insecta; Diptera; Chironomidae. The record is from the annotation of a GenBank genome assembly.
AUGAGAUUUGAUGCUGUGUGGCUUAUAACAGAUAUCUCUUACAUUCCACAAUUAAUCCCACUUUGGUAUGUGAUUGAAACACCCAAGUUGUAUUGGAUUAAAAGUCAGAUCAUCGGACUUCCAGUCUUUUUUAUUUCGUUAUCUCUUAAUACAAUUGACCAUCUUUUCAAUUUUUAUAUUUUGCUGAAUUUUCUCAACAUUAUCUAUCAAGUUAAUGAAGAAGCUCGAAUGGAAGUUACGAACAUGGAAGAUUUAUUUAAUACAGUUUAUUUAAUUAACCAGCAAUUCACUCAAAUGGCGAAACUUCAAUGCAUUGAAAUAAAUGAAAUUGAAGUUUCGUUUUGGUCGAUAUCACGAUUCGUAUCGACACAAAGAACAAAUAAAACGUGGAUUGAUAAAACAAUAACAGAAGUACACAUUUAUAUGCAUAAACAUAUUAUUCUUGGUUAUCGAUUAAAUCAUAAAUGUCUUUUGAUAUGA